Molecule: messenger RNA, 390 nt
Organism: Penaeus vannamei (Pacific white shrimp)
Lineage: Eukaryota; Metazoa; Arthropoda; Malacostraca; Decapoda; Penaeidae
Source: RefSeq, a predicted model, not a curated record
AUGCAUCCCCCACCGACCUGCAUCCCUAACCGACCUGCAUCCCUCAGCCGACCUGCAUCCCUAACCGACCUUUAUCUCUCAGCCGACAGCCGGAAUGCAUCCCCCAGCCGACCUGCAUCCCCUAACCGACAGCCGACCUGCGUCUCACAGCCGACAACUGACCUGCAUUCAAACAACAGGAAUCCACACCCACUGCCUUCCCUUCCACCAUCUCCACCUCCCGCCUCCCCAAGGACACCUCGAAAGAGCCUCAGGACCCCCAUAGGACACGAAGGACUCCCGAAAGAGCCACGAAGGACCCCCGAAGGACACCCCGAAGGACAGACGAAAGACCCCCUUAAAGAGCCCGGAAGGACUCCCCCCCUCCCCCCGAAGGACCCACUCACCUAG